Molecule: messenger RNA, 645 nt
Organism: Naegleria gruberi
Lineage: Eukaryota; Heterolobosea; Eutetramitea; Acrasida; Naegleriidae
Exons: 1
Coding region: 1-645 (214 amino acids)
Source: RefSeq, a predicted model, not a curated record
AUGGGCUUUUUCAAUCUUUCCACUUCAAAUAUUGCUCCAGCAAAGAAGGAUAAGAAGAAUCGAUCAUUCUUUACAUCCUUUAUGGAUUCUAGUCCACAGUUACAUCAUCAAUCUAAGAAGAGAUCAACUCCUAAAGAAUUGGCACAGAAAUGUUGUACAGAAGAGUAUGGAUUGGGUAAAUUUCUCAAUCAGCAAACAAGUAGAAAUGAAAAUGAUAACAUUUCAACAUCAUCAAAUGCAACAGCUGCUCCAAUGAAACUUUCAGAUUUUGAAAAGGCACAAGCAAAUAAUACUCCAAUUGAAACUGAGGUUGAGAAAACAUAUCCCUCCUCCUCACUUCAAGCAUAUCCAAAUAAGAAGAAGAAACAAACUCCAACAAUGGCCAUUCUAAAAUGUUGUCCAUUCGAUGAUGUCAGUGCUCUCAUUGAUGUUGAUAAAUUUGAAAAGAAGCAAACAACACCAACAACUACACUAACCUAUUCUCAAUCCAAUGUUCCAAAUCAGGCUGCUUCUUCAUCUGUUGGAACACCAGCUGUAAAGGAACAAGUUGAACCAACAUCUAAAGAUAUUCCACAAGAUAGAGCUGUAUUUUCCUCCUCCUUUUUGCUUUCCAAUAAUUCAAACAAAAUGGAUACUUCGGAUUAA